CUUGUUGCAGAUGAUGAUGCACAGUUCUUGCAUGAGCUUGCAGUAAGUUUGGAAGAAAUUUGUGCCGGCUACAGAUGAAAAUGGUCGGUGUGGAGAUGACAGUCCUGGUUUGUCUUCUGAUAUUACAAGUCUGUCUUGUGAGGAAUACAAGCAUGGCUUUCAGCCUAAAUCAAAAGGAAUGUGACCUGACCGUUCAGGGGGCUGUGAUCCUCGGCAGCGGAGGGGGUGGACCAUUACCAUUUGCAAGGAAAAUAAUCGCGGAGAUAACCAGCCCUGCUGAAGUGAAACAACUUGAUAGUGUCCAUGAUGACGACUGGUUGACUAUGAUUGCCUUGGUUGGGCAACCCUCAAAGGUUCACGACGUUCUUCCAGGCAGGCACGUUGAGGCCUUUGAUGUACCAGACGGACCAGUCCGAAACGAUGCGCGGAUGCCGAAAUUCGCGGUGAACAAAGAUGCGCCUUUGAGUUUCUUCGUCAAUGGCCCUUUGAUCCCAAAAAGUUCUGUUGAUGUAGUCGACAGUUCUGAUUUUGAUAGUGUGGACGGCUCAACAGCGUCUGAUGGCGUUGUGGUGAAUCCAAACGUAGCGGCCAGGAACGCACUGAGAUUUUUACAAGCACAGUGUCGUCUGCGAGCGAAGGAUCCAGACGAUUACCCACGUUUUCAGUCAUUUCAGAAGUUGACGCAUCUUCUGACUGGUGAGUUGGGUGCCGUCAACAUCGCGGUUAGUUUGUAUCUAUCGUCGGCUAUGAAUAUUCCUGUGGCGGAUUGUGAUGGCGCUGGUCGCUCUGUCCCGUUAAUUAGCCAAAUCACCUACGCCGAUCGCUUCAAUGUUUCCCCGACUGUCAUUGUGUCGCCCCUGGAUGAUAAAGCUUUUGAGAGCAUCGCGUCCGUCACGCUGGACUUUCCGGCAGGGACAGAAGGUAUGGUACAGCUAAUAGCCAAGUCAUUGCUUUCGAGUGAGGAGGGUCCAUUUGCCCACGGCUACAUCGGCUACGGUACGUAUGUCGUCAGCGGCGCCGAGGUAAGGGGUGUCCCAGUUGAAAACAGCUUAUCUAUGGCUUUCGAGAUAGGAAAGGUGCUGAACGAAAGCAAAGGUCGAAAACGUGCUGACGAUAUAUGCGCAGUGAUGCAGAAAUACAAGAGAGACUGCGCAGUUGUCUUCCACGGCAAUAUUUCUGACAAGUUACUUCACGAUGAUUUAACCGUUCACGAUAUUGGUUAUGUAACAGUUAGAGAUGAUGAUAGCAGUGAGAUGCAACUCUGGUACAAGAACGAAGUCAUGCUUGCGGGGCCUAAGGGGCAACCACCGAAGUACAUGGCCCCCGACUCAAUCUGCAUUGUGCCAGCAGAGGGCGAGCCAUUCGAUGUGUCCACCAUCACUCAACGUCAGAAAGAAGGGGUUGAAAUUUACGUUAUUGUUAUCGCCGCAGACGAGAAACUAAAGAACAAGAAAAUAGUUGAAAGUUUUGAGAAAAUAUACGAACUCUUUGAAGAUGGUGACCAAGACGUGUACAGGGGCCGCUAUGUUCCUUGGUCAGCCUCGAGAUAGGCCUUUGGAAGAUACAUUUUAUAUCUAGAAUGUUUGAGCUGAUCGAGAUUUGAAAUAUUUUCGAUCAUAGAUUAUUCUAAAGCACACUGAUUGCGGUCUUGUUAUUUUACACAGAACCUCGUUUUCGUUGUAGUGGUUUGGCUGUCGCAACCAUAACCGCUUGGUUUAGUACUUAAAGGGACUAUAUAGGCAGUAGCUAGGCAGGCAAGAUAAAGUUACACGAAGUCGCCAAUAGGGGUCUCUCGCAUCUCACAAAUCGUCGAAAUGAUUCCCGCUUGUACGAGGAAUAUAUUAGUGCUGAAUCUGACAUGACCUAGUGCCCUUACUCAGUAUAUUAGUCACCUGAAGAUGGCCAAAUUAGCCACUCUGCUCCUGCCUAUAGUCCCCCUUUAAUAUGGAUGCAGUCAAAGAGCAGCAAAUGUCAUUUCAGUGUUUAGUUUGAGGUGUAUUUUAUAGUAGAAGUUGAUACCUCACUCUCGGUAUUCGAUAUCUGGUGAUGGACCUGCCAUUUCACCCGUUUUGGCGUACAUUUUAGCUCCGCCCUCGCGGUGUUUGGUGAAUCGACCAAAAGCCCAGUUCGGUAUCAAUUCCUUGAACUGUGAACGUUAUGAUAAUGAAGAGUGGGUUUCUGGCUGUCGCGAGUCAAAAGUACGUGUAGUCACAAUUAGUUAUUUUGAUCAUGUUACACAAGUAUCGUCGAUUGAAAGACGCCAACCACACCAGUGAGUAAUUGUCGAUUUCCAGACAAACGCUGGAGCCAAGUGUAGUUUUGCUGCGGUUGCAAUGAAAGCGGGAAAGCGCUCCAUUGGAAUUAUAUAGGGGUUUUACGCCUUUAAGAACUGGCAUUUUUAUCGAUCUGGGCUGCUAAAAAGGUCGACAAGGACUGCCAUGGUUUUCUGGUUCCAGAGAUAAGCGCCAAUGUCAAUAAUUGUCCAUUGAUCUUGGCCAUAUCGCAACAAAGCAACACAGGCAGUAGUCUGGACCAAUGAAUUUGCCUCUGGAAGAAGGUGGAUUCAGUUAUUUAGCAGAACGAGUUUUGAGUGAUCUCGUAGCCAAUCGCGAUCGAGUGGCUUCUGCUUUUGGGUCAUCUACUGCCUGCACUGGGCUGUGACUUGCCUCCGGCCUUUGUAGCUAUCGUCUAAUAAUGUCCUUGAUAGCCCAAUAAUACUCCCCUUAACAAAUGGAACUACAUGUACUCCCUUAAUCAGGGAUACAACGAGUCCAGGACUAGCAACAUUGCUGAUAAUAAAAGUUGUU
This is a messenger RNA of Lineus longissimus, 2807 nucleotides long. RefSeq lists its product as uncharacterized. NCBI's taxonomy places the organism in Eukaryota, Metazoa, Nemertea, Pilidiophora, Heteronemertea, Lineidae. The coding region runs from base 75 to 1550 and encodes 491 amino acids. The transcript has 3 exons. The record is from RefSeq and is a predicted model, not a curated record.